UCCCCAACGGCAGCGCUCAUUCAGCCCCGGAGCGUUGGACACGGCGGUGCAACUUCCAAGUUCGCCUCGAACUUCGCUUCCAAGUUCUGGAGUGAGACCGCGGCUACCCGCUGAUUUUUCCAGACAGCUGCAGCGCCGUGAAAAGCCGCAUGUCACCUCUUUGCAUUGCUGCCUCGCGUACUGAAUGAUUGUUAACUAAUUAAAGUUUGACGGAGUUUAUUCGAAGAAAACUUUCCCCAGAAGACGUGCGGCAUGGCCGUUGCCGUGGCGCUCAUUCUGCCUGCUACUUUGCUGCCGACGCUGGUAAUGACCGAACUGACGACCAACGCGCCGUUGUGGGACGGCGCGUGGAACAACACCACUACGACUGCGGCACCACCACCGGGGCCGAACCACACGUACCAGGACCCGACAUAUUACUCAGUCAACUACCGCAUCAUCGGCACCAUCUUCCAAGGCAUCAUAUUCGGCGUGGGUGUCUUGGGCAACAUCAUGGUGGUCAUCGUAGUGAUGCGCACGCGGAGCAUGCACACGCCCACGAACUGCUAUUUGGUCAGCCUGUCCGUAGCCGACUUCAUGGUCCUGGUCGCAUCAGUGCCGAACGAGAUCAUCUCCUACUACGUGCUAGGCGACGAGUGGAUCUGGGGCCGCGCUGGGUGCGCACUCUUUAUCUUUCUCCAGUACCUGGGCAUAAAUGCGUCCUCGCUGUCCAUUACGGCCUUCACCGUGGAACGCUACAUUGCCAUCUGCUUGCCCAUGAAGGCACAAACCAUGUGCACGGUCAAGCGCGCCAAAAAGAUAAUACUGGGCGUGUGGCUGUUCGCUUGCUCCUACUGCUCACCUUGGCUGGCUCUGACCACAACCACGGCCGUCUAUUACAAGGGCCACGACAACAUAGAGACUUGCACGUUCGCGCUGUCCAGACACCACUACCGCAGCUACUUCUUCGCUGACAUCAUACUGUUCUACGUCGUGCCGCUGCUUCUCUCGUGCGUCCUCUACGGACUUAUGGCCCGCGUCCUUUUCCAGUCUAACUUCAACUCCAAGGCGAAUGGCACCACCGACUCAAAGAAGAGCUCAAGCAACAGUAGCUCUAGGGUCCAGGUGGUGAAGAUGCUGUUCGUGGUGGUGGCCGUGUUCGCGACUCUCUGGCUGCCAUACCGGGUGCUCUUGGUUUACAACUCGUUCGCCGAGAAGCGCUACAUGGAGCUGUGGUACCUCAUGUUCUGCAAGACCAUGAUAUUCAUCAACAGCGCCAUCAACCCUAUCCUGUACAACGCCAUGUCCAUCAAGUUUCGGCGCGCCUUCAAGCGCAUGCUCAGCUGUGGCGCCGCCCGCGGCUCUCGAGACAGCCGCGGCGGCACCGAGCGCACCGUGGCAGGAACCUACUCGAGUGUUGUGGGAGGCGGCUCAGUGCGCCUCAACCGCAGCACUUUCGUCGCGCCAGCUGGCAAGGGCAGCACGAACAAGAACGCACUGGUCGACACCAGUCACCAGCUGGUGUAAAAGGCGUCGGCACGGUCCGGCAAUAGCCGCAGCGUCAGCUUCUCGGAGACUCACAACAGCCGCCGUUGGCCUGUGCUUCAUUUCGAGCCCUUUCCUAAGUGGGUGUUGGCUUCAAGUUAAUUGCAAACCCCACGAAAGCGAUUACAGCAGAAACCACCGGCUAGAGUAAGGACAGUGACCACGAAUGGAUUAUCUACGCAGUAAUUAUCAGACGAAAGAGUAGGGGCGACGCAAGAAACCGGGAAAAAGACUUGGAGUUUCUCCAGCACGAGUGUAACGUGUGCUUGUGUGCGCGCGAGUGUCUGGCUACCAACCAAGCUACAGAACGACAGGUAGUUUGAACUUUAAGGAUUGCGUUGACACAGGAUAUACCAAUCGUAUGUUGCGGUUGUUUAUACGCAGAAUUCAGAAGAGUCCUUUACUUUGCAGUGUGUUGUUUCUUGGAAACCGUAUGGAGAGCAGUCAUGAAACAAGGAAUGUUAUUAUAAGUCGAACGCUGCAAAGCGUGCCCAACGAGCGCUGAACCAUGUGCGUGAGCUUUUAGCUAUGUAUUCAUCUUCACUGCUUGCUUCUCCUUCUGCGAAAUCAAAUGCAUCGUGUGCACAAUACCCAUCGUGGAUGCCAAGUACGACCAACAAGCAAUGUGUCGUCAAUGUCACCUGCUGCACCACGUCGCAUUCAUCCCCCACUCCUUCAUUCCAACCCCAAUGUUAAAGAUUGCGCUCAGGCGCAAGUUUACUGCCAAGAGGCAGACACACGCAGAGAGAGAGGACGAAGAUGCAUGGAGGUUGAUAGAAUAUUGGACUAUUGGCCCGGUAUAUGUCAUGCAUCCCAUAGUCUGGAACAUUUUUUUAUAUACCAUUCUAUACAAUCACCAGAUGGUAGCACCGACACAUGGUCGUACAUCAACCAGCUACAUGAUAUCUGUAGCUGUCUCCGAUUAGAAUGGCCAAGAGGCACCGCAAGAUGUGCUUGUGUGGCCGUGUAUUCGAAACACCCUUCCCAAGUCAUCCUUCUGAGUUGCAGAUCCCCAGUGUGGACGGCGCCAGUGGCUCAGCUCUGCAAGCGAUGACAUUGCUCAGACUUUGCCUCGAAAACCUAGUGUCGUGCACAGACUUAUUUGUUGGAUGCGGGGAUUGUGGGCGCAUAUUUGUCGCGAGUAGUCACUUCUGCUCGUCCUCAUUUUGCUUUCGUGCGUUGAGGAAAAACGCCGCUUUGUGUGCAGUGUAUGACAGCUACUUGUGUGCAUGCUGCUCAAGAUGCAGGAAAUCACUAAUGGAACUGCUUGUUAUUCGCUUCCCGUCAUUUGAUUUUCCCAGGUAUUGUGCACUGGGUGUUUAUUAGAUGGUUGUUUAUUCACUGUAAGAGAUACGUGUGUCAUUAACCAUAUUAAAACAUCUUUAAUGCAGCGUUUUACGUGGAUUCGCUAAAACUUCACAUUAUUGUGGUUGCUACAAGAACUUUGUCAUUAAGAAGCUAGAAAAAUACAAGGUCCUGCUUCCGUGUGACUGUCUAUUUUACUAGGGACAGCAACCUUAAUCCGGCUGAAGAAAACGCCAAAAUGUAAAAAAACGUCGUGUCUGGUAUUCACGCCACAGAGGUAAUGCGCGCUUUUCUAUGUAGCAUGCUCCUAUGGCACCGAAAUAGUGGGCACCCCACAUGAAGCAGUGCUUCGCAAUCUUGAACGACAGGGUAAACCAGAAUGUCCAACCGUGAGUUUAAUUGCAGUGCUCCCUAAUCUAUUAAGGUAUAUUUCUUAUUUUAAAUGUUUCCUUUUUUUCAUGUAAAUAGGAUGCUUCACAUGGGUGCACGAAAUAAUAUGCUGGGAUCGUGUAGAUUAUAUUUUCUACGCGUACCACGUUGUGUUUGUGAGCUGCUACGUGUUUCCCAAGGUCAGUGCUCUGUGAAAGAUAUCAAUGACAUUGUUGAACCCCUCUGUCAACUCGUCAUGUGCUUUUGAACAUAUUCUUGAUGUUGUGGCUGCGAUGAGUUGAUGCUGUAGAUGAUGCCUUCGCUGACACUGUUUCUGAGACAUAUUAUUGGAAUCAGGUGGCGUAAUUACGACAGAACAAGAACUAUUGACAGUGCUCACUAAUAGUUUUUGCCAUGUAUUUACGUCUUGCAUGUAGGUGCUUAGUUACCUCUUUCCGCGUGAGAGUUAAGCAUAUAGGUGUAUACAAAGAUAUAUAACCUGCCAUUGUAUCCCAUGUAAAUAGCAAACACUUACACAUACACGCAUUUCAUGGUGCAAAAACAGAAUAAGUAAGCUUUUAAAAGCCGUACGGUAACAACUCUGUAACUUUAGCAAAGACAAUUAUACUAUACAGCUACAUAAGUGCAUGCGAAUGUUUUAGAAAGUGUUUAAGGACACUAAGCAAAAUUUGUGUAUUGGGUAAUGUUCUGACUCAGAUAUAACCUUCCCGACAUACGUCGAGCAUUUUAUGAGGAAUUAUGGCCCAUAUUUGACUAUCUGAGUUAAUUACAAAAGCAGGGGUCCUUUUUUAUGUUACGAAACUUGUUGCCCGAGAUAUCUCUUAUCGUAUAAGGAAACUCGCAUAGGCCGGAAACCGUCUUUUCUAACGACUAAUUUUCAGAAUAUCUAUGACAUCUUUUCCAGUGAAAGAAGCAUUCAACCUAAUACCUGAAAAAGUCAUUGUAUACGCGCCAGAUGUUUUCUAGAUUGUUCUGUUCGCAAGAACAUAAACCUACCAAAGCUGUUAUACAACUUCAAACGCAAUUUUUUAUCCCACUUAGUCACCAAUAUAUUUUGUGAUUCUGUAUAUUUAUAUAGGUUGCAGUCACCAACAAAAAAUGCUCCAACGACAUUAACUUCGUAAGUGCGAAAUUGACCGGCGGAGCUUGCUGUAGAGCACAAUCAAACCUAUCUGACGCAACUGCUCCCGGCGAUUGUCAUUGAACACUUUGCUAAGUGUCGCAAAGCACUAUGUAAGACAUAACAGAACUUGUAAUUACUUGUCGUGUACCGUAUGUAGUGUUUUAGUGAAGUGUGUUUCCCUGAAAGAACCAAUUUGCCAUAUCUGCCCACUGUCUUUGCGAAAUGGCUUUUCCAUCAAAUUGUUUUCUCCGAGAUUAUAAUGCAGCGUCUGGUGUAAAUGUCGCACCUCAGGUGAACAGAAAUUUAUUCAAUAAUCGUUGAUUAAGAACUGAUGACUUCGUAAAUUGUAGAAUAUGCUCGUGGCUGCGAAGAAAAUGCGUCACAGUAGACAAUGCGUGAACUUGCAGAACAUUUUUCUGCCCCCGCGAACCGCAAUCUUUGAGAUUAACAGUAAUGUAUGUAAACGUAGCACAUAUAUGUGGGGUAGUAUUUUGUUUAAAGUAGAUUUCCUGUAUAUAAAAAAAGCAUUUCUUGUAGUUGUCACUGUUCUUGACAAUGACAUCCGAGAUAAAACGUUCAAGUUUUAGUUCCUUCUGCGAGGGAACCUUAGUUCGAGAAGAUCUUAGGUCAUUACGAGAAGCAUAAAAAGAAGGUUGUGUUUUUCUUGUUCUAGAACAUUUUACGUUUAGGCAAACAUUUAAAUAACGGCUGCAUUAUCUUCGUUAUCGUUAACAGCAAUGAACAGCGCUCGUUGCUGUUCGCAAAAGUGGUUUCUUGCGCACCUCUAGAGGACCAAGGGAACUCAAAAACGUGCCUAUUUUCAGAGUAGUAUGGGCACAAAGUGUUUGAGAUUAAUUCCAAUUAUAUAAUCUAGUUCUAUGAAAUGCCAGUGGCAUAUAAUUAUUUUAUCGCGAUAUAAAUGACAUAAAUACACAAUAAAAAUGACCUGUGAUUGUGAAGUCGGAUGCUUGUUGGUGCAGUAUUUCAUCGCUAAAAAAAUAACAAAUCUAUAUGUCAUCGUGUGCUGCAAUUCCUGUAUCCAAUAGCAUCUAUAAUAUAGAAUUUUUAAUAAGGUUCUUUAGGAAGCGAAAAGCAUCAUAUAUGAUUAUUACACGGACACAUAGUUAUUCAAUAUGGGAAUCAAGGUGAUUUGUGGUUUUUUUCCGCGUCAUAGAGAAAACUAAAGUUUUGAGUCAGUAUACUUACUAUCUUUGUAGUGAAAUAACACGUCAAAGUGUUCUAGUCAAAAAUGUGGGAAAGUAUGUAUAACGUGUUAACCCUUUAAUGACGGCACACAUAAAUACCCGAAAACAGGUUUUUUUUCUAUUUAAGUGUGCAAACACAUCGAAAAUAAGCAUAAUAAGCAAAAAGAAAAAAAAAUCUGACCGUGCUUUCAAAAGAUACGCCGCGUGUUGGUGCGCCGAACGUCUACAACCUUGUUCUAUGUUUAUGCUCUAAACCCACAAAUGAUGGUUGCUGCCUGCCAUUGAGUGUUGGUUGAAGACAUUUAGCCAGAAACUUCGUAUUCAGUACCAAAAUUCAGCAAGAAAACAAAUUUUGCCGGUAGGCAACAUUCGUAAACAAAGGGUUAACGUUAUUCUGUUGAAAAGCGGGGAGGACGUGUGGUUGGGGGUUGUUGUAGUGUCUUGGCUGUAAAGUGAUAAGAGAUAUAACCAUUUCGUACCGUAACUUAAAUCCACCUUACGCGCUCCUUUUGUCAUCUAUCUGUUGCCAUUUACUGUUUGCUGUGUUAUCUGCGCAUGCUAAGUGUCAAUAAAAUGUGUCGUC
This is a messenger RNA of Dermacentor silvarum, 6130 nucleotides long. Its product is annotated as thyrotropin-releasing hormone receptor-like. Gene Ontology annotation, cellular component: membrane. The coding region runs from base 253 to 1506 and encodes 417 amino acids. The transcript has 2 exons. The record is from RefSeq and is a predicted model, not a curated record. Gene Ontology annotation, molecular function: thyrotropin-releasing hormone receptor activity. Gene Ontology annotation, biological process: G protein-coupled receptor signaling pathway. Lineage: Eukaryota; Metazoa; Arthropoda; Arachnida; Ixodida; Ixodidae.